Molecule: messenger RNA, 336 nt
Organism: Rodentolepis nana
Lineage: Eukaryota; Metazoa; Platyhelminthes; Cestoda; Cyclophyllidea; Hymenolepididae
Source: the annotation of a GenBank genome assembly
AUGGUGCUCGUUCAGCGUUUGACCCUUUUGGCGGCCAAUAUUUGGGACGGCCAAAGGUUGAAAUCCGAGGAAGAGGAGAAAAAGAAGACUGAUGAUGGAGAAAAUGGAACACAAACCUCGAAGGUAUCUGGCCAAUUGACUCCAAUCUGCAAACAAUACGCCAUUCUAGAAAUCCCAAAUCCACUGGAAUUCUUCUCUUACUGCCUAAACUUCCAAACCAUUAUGGCAGGUCCACCGAUUACCUUCAGAGAUUAUCGCACCUUCAUUGAAGGCAGAGAAGCUGAGGAUAAAAACCUCAAUCCCAAGCAACGUGCCUACUUCGUAAGUCAACGUUAA